GGCGCCGACGCCGCCAGCCAGCCAGCCAGCAUGAAGACGCGCUGCCCCGCUGCCCCUCUCGGCCUCGUCCUCUUCGGCCUCCUGCUGCUCGACGGCUCCGUUCUUUUCCAGACCUAUGCUGUGGAUGUAGAAGUGAAAGAUGCCUCCAACAUUACAUGCCUGUAUGCAAAGUGGAUGAUGAACAUCUCAAUAACGUAUGAAUCGGAAAGCAAUGGGUUUAAAAAAACCGCUUUUACACUCCCGGAACAGUUAACCUACGACGGAAGCUCUUGUGGCAACGACACCAAGGGCCCGGUGCUGGCAAUAGAGUUUGGCAAAGACCAUUCUUGGGUGAUCAGCUUCACAAAAACAGCCGACACCUAUCAAGGAAGCAUCUCCUUUACCUACAAUACCAACGAUACGGAGUUAUUUCCAGAUGCUAAAAAGAAAGGCCUAAUUACUAUCUCGGCGAACUAUCCUGAGCGUCCAGUCCAAUUAAACACAGUUUUCAGUUGUAAUGAUGUGGACUUCAUUGAAGACGACAACGUUAGACAAGACUUCUGGAAUGUCAGUCUGCAGGUUUUUCUUGAGGAUGGCUUUCGCAGUAGCAAUAAGACUCUGUGUGAUCAAGUUACAGUGCCGACAGCCACUGUGCCGACAACCACAGUGCCCAGCACCACCACAGAGCCUAACGACACGACAUCUUCUCCUUCACCCACUCUUCCUCCAGAAGAGAAUCCUGCCACCGGAAAAUACUCUGUUGUAAAUGGGACCGCAGCCUGUCUUUUGGCAACCAUGGCUCUGCAGCUGAACAUCUCUCAAAAGGAACCUCUAAUAAUUAACUUUAAUCCAAACACCACUUCUGCCAGAGGGAGCUGUGGCGCUACAUCUGCCGUCCUCGAGCUGAAGGAUAAAAACAACAGGGUUGUUUUCGUGUUUGCAGCCAGGGCUCAAAAUGCUGAAAGAUAUUAUCUGAGAGAGGUAAACAUCACUGUGGCUGAGUCUACAAACGAGACACUUUUUGCUGGAAAUCGUAGUCUCAAUUAUUGGGACACCUCCCGGGGCAGUUCGUACAUGUGCCGAAGAGAGGAGACUCUCGUAGUUGCUCCUGGAUAUAAAAUAAACAUUUUUGACUUAAAGAUCCAGCCAUUUGAUGUAGAAGACGGCCAGUUCUCUCAAGCUGAAGAUUGCAUCUUCGAUGUGGACAACUUCUUUGUGCCUAUUAUGGUGGGAGCUGCCCUGGCCGGAUUAGUUUUUCUGGUGCUUAUGGCUUAUUUUGUUGGCCGCAAAACUCAUCGUAACGCCGGCUACGAGCAGUUUUGAAAAGCGGGAGGCAGCUUGCGCUGAACACUUCCAUUUUCAACCGGCUGAGGAGCGAUUUGCACCUGAAGACUUGGCUGUUACACAGAGGUCAUUUAAAGAACUACUUAUGCUGAUUCAAGGAGGCGAGAUUAUUAUUGUAUGUUGAAUUGGCUACUCAUUAGAAAAAGCUGGAAGUGACUUAACUUGGAACUCUUAACUUAAGCCAAAUAUGCUUCUCCCCACCCCCCAAAAAACACACUACAGAUCACUGCACUGCCAAAGUAUUGUGACACUAUAGGCCACCACAGAUGUCUGGUUCUAGAAGGACUGGUGCAGAAUUAAUGUUAGCUUCCUGCAAACCAUGAUUUACAAAGCUACAGCCAGCUUUCGAAGUACACAUUCUUUCGUCUGCCAUUUCUCUUCCCAGGGUUAACUGCGGUUUUGACCUACAUGUGCACUGGCGCAAAUCAUUGUUCAAAAACAAACACCCAAUGAUUAGAACCAUAGUGUGAAGUGGGUUCCCCCCCCCCUUUCAAACCGUAGUCAUUAGAAGACCCAAGUUUGUGUCGAUGCAUAUGUAUUGCGAAACCAGGAAAGGGAGAGAGGAAAUCUCUCCAGAGGCAGGAGGCAAAAGGACCGUACAUUGGCUUCUGAAUUGCAAACCAGAGUUAAAGUAUCAACCUAAAACACGAGGCGAGUCGGUUUGAUCACGUUUGGAAGUUCAAAUGUAAAUCCGACAUGUGAAAUUUCCUGGGCUGGUUUUGUGCAUUCCUUGUGUGCUGUGUUGAAAGGGCUUUUAUUCACACUGCAGGGAAACCAGGGAAGUUGUCACUCACCUCUCCUGGAAGUGGAGGUUGUGCAUUAAAAACAAAUUAUUAAAAACAACAACCCAGCAACCCUACUUUUGAGAAGUAAGGAUGGCACGUUAUUGGGUGCCUCUGCCAUUUAAAUGUCUGAAGUCUGGGGCGAUUUUCCCGCUGUCUCACUGAGUGCAUUGAGUUUAUCUCGCUUUCCAAAUGUGUGACUCAGCCAAAGAAGUCCCCGUUUCAUCAGUUUCCUUUUUACACUACAAACAUCUAAAGUGGCCCUACCUAAGUGUACUUUUAAUAUUUAUAUGUUUACCACUUAAGAUAAGUUUUUUCUAUUAAGCGGUUAAUUCGUUAAUGAUUAAUUAAUUAUGAAAUGUUGUACCUGCUGGCGUGAUCGAAAUGGGUUAUUGUAGCUUUGCACACCUGUUUGUGAACAACCUCCAGUGUUGUGUCUUACUGUGUUUUGCCUUAAGUUAUUGCAUGUGUCUAUAUAUGUACAGCCCUUUUAUAUGUAAUAUGCUUAUACUUUGGGCUGGUUCACGGAAACAAAAUAAGCCACUGUGGCUUAUUUAAAUUGCAGCGCAUGCCAAGUGUGUCUUUUCUAAUUACUGUGCGGGCACAGCUUGUUAUGUUGUCCAAAACUGGGUGGCUACAUGGCUUGUUGGGAGGAGGAUCAAACCUACAACAGACUGUGGGCAUGUGCCACAGUUUAAGCCACCGUGGCUUGAUUUGAUCAUGUGCGAACCACCCCAUAGUUAGUGUCGGUAUUUUAUAUGAGCAUGACCAGUCGUGGCACACUAAACCAUGGUUUGCGACUGCUCUCCCAUUCCCUCUCCUUUCAUGAUCAGGAGAAAAAGUUCACCUUCCCUUAAUCACAUUUUGAUGUGUCACCUGGAGCAACAAAUUGUGGUUAACAUUAACUAUAGUUGGUUUAGAAUGCCAACUUGAAAGCAUGGUUUCUGAAGCUUCUCUAAAUUAACCAUUGUUAAUGUUAACCAGAGUCCCCAUUUUAGAUGACUUGGGAAGUUGAGAUGGGCUAAAAGUGGACGUUUCUGAGUUCCUCCUCUUGGCUGCGCAGGUGAAAGGGAUGGGUGUACGUGCAAGCCCAGACUCUAUGUGGCAUAUUCUUGCUCAUGCAUGACAUGUUAAACCAUAGUUUAGUAUGACAUGGACUCUGCACUUUGUGUAACUUUUGCUAAAAUAGCUGCCUUAAGCAGGUCCUUUUAGGUCAGAAAAACAGCAUAUAAGCUUCUAAAUCAAAGUGGAAGUCUCCCUUUGGGGAAACCGCUGCCAAAGAGAUCCUCAGUUCAGUAAUGUCAAUACACUUUGGGGACCUUCGCAACGAAGAGUUUUCAGUACAGCACAACUUCUAAAAAAAAAUUGUAACACCUAAUCUUGUAUAAUGACUUCUUGUAACUAAAAAAAAUAAUGAUGUAAUAUUCUAGAUUCCAGUUUGCCUUGUAUGUUAUCUCUAGUGAGCUGUUGAAAAUGUUAAUGAAGUGACUUGCCUUGUAACCCACACAGUUUGGGAGCUGGGUGAAGCCUCG
Molecule: messenger RNA, 3637 nt
Organism: Elgaria multicarinata webbii
Lineage: Eukaryota; Metazoa; Chordata; Lepidosauria; Squamata; Anguidae
Gene: LAMP2
Product: lysosomal associated membrane protein 2
Exons: 9
Coding region: 31-1302 (423 amino acids)
Biological process (GO): establishment of protein localization to organelle
Cellular component (GO): lysosomal membrane; plasma membrane; late endosome membrane
Source: RefSeq, a predicted model, not a curated record